Messenger RNA from Xenia sp. Carnegie-2017, 1622 nucleotides. RefSeq lists its product as uncharacterized. Bases 202 to 1188 code for a protein of 328 amino acids. NCBI's taxonomy places the organism in Eukaryota, Metazoa, Cnidaria, Anthozoa, Malacalcyonacea, Xeniidae. The transcript has 5 exons. The record is from RefSeq and is a predicted model, not a curated record.
GCAAGUGUUGGAGUUGACGUCAGACGAAGAGGAGCAUGUACUCCUUCAAAAGUACGCUGAUCAAUGCCAGGAUAAGAUCACGGAAACAAGUGGGGAACCAGUUGUCACCGAUUAUGAAACGAAGCUGUUUGUGUUGAUUCAAAACUAUGUAAAGUUCAACGAUUAUCUAGUUUGCCAAUAAAGUUAAUAAAAUGUAUUGGAAUGAACAUUGGUUCGCUGUUUGAAAGUGGACAGAAAGAAUGUGGUGUUUUCGCCUUGAGUCGUGUGUACACAGGCGUGUGUCGUCUUGUGAAUCGGGGAAGCUAUGUUCGUAUAUUAUGUUAUGAUGUCCUGAAACAGAACAAGCAAUUCGAAUUAACUGAGAAAAUUAUUCUUGCCGUUGCUCUAACCUGGCCAGACAUUUUAGGUAGAUCGACAAAAUCUAUUGUGUUUCGUUCUAAUGGGUUAACUCUAUCUGGUCCUCCUUAUCAUCCAUUUUUGGCCACGACACACGUGAUAGUUAUGUCACGUGAUACGUCAUGUCAGCAAACCCGUUAUCUCGUACAGCGUUUGUGUGGUUGGUGUAUAAUACCAAAGGAUGAUCAUGUCUUCGAAUGGUUGGCAAAAGAUUUAUUACGAGUUAUACGAAAUAGUUGUGGUCCUUCCAUAAAAACAUUUGAAGAAGAAGUUCGUCAAAUACAUGUUUCAUUUGAGACGUUAAAGUCGCUAGAACUCCUGGCAGUUAUCAUGGAUUGGAAAUGGACAAAUGAUGUUCUCAUUCGUGAAGUAUUAUGGCCUCAUUUCCACGACUGGAGGAUACAUAGUUUAUCACGAGAGACGACAUUACAAAAUAAUCUUGGCGAUGUCAAAAGCCCUGAUGAAAACAGCAUGGAUUUUUUCAUUGCACAUAUUAUACGCUUGCUUGGUUUCGUGUGUGGUGAAAGACUGCAGAAAGGAAUUUUCGUAAACUUGGAGCCAAUCAAGCAAUUAUUGUGUGCUUUACUUUGUGGUUAUGAUGCAGAAAGAGUAUCGCUUUGUGUUCAGCAAUCGGCUGCCUAUGCCUUACUGGACCUAUUUCCCAUUGACUCAGCAGCUAUAUCAUCACUUUUGGAAGACUGGACUAAGAAGGUCAGUAAAUAUGAAGACACUAAGACAUCUGAAAUUAUUCGAAGACUGUUCGACUUUCGAAAACGUUUCGGGAUGAUUUGAUGGUUCAUUGAUGGCGUGAGUGUUUCGGUGAAUGCUUUUAUAAAGAAAAAUAAGAAUUGGCGAUUGAAGAUUUAUAAAUACUGCUGCUAUUAUAUCAUCCUACUAUGGUUUGACUUGAGAACAUAAUUGUGACCCGGCAGCUGGAUUUCACCAAAGUGCUGCAUGCGCAUUUAAAAGUGGAGCACGUGCAUUGAACGGGUAACAUGUACUUUGAAAGAGGUAUAGGAACUUUGGGUGAACCUUAUAUGAAUGAACCAUAAAUGAAUAAGUGGUUAUGAUAGUCUAAAUUUUUACCAUAAAUUUGUUGUAUUUGUAUAUUUGCUUGCCGCAAGGCUUCAUGAACAUGCAUGCUUUAAAAAAGGAAAAUCUAGCAAAUUUUCAUUGCCCAUUCAACAGAUAUUAGACAAACGUGAGAAAAAAUUUUGUUAUUCUUA